Messenger RNA from Triticum turgidum subsp. durum (durum wheat), 2373 nucleotides. The record is from the annotation of a GenBank genome assembly. NCBI's taxonomy places the organism in Eukaryota, Viridiplantae, Streptophyta, Magnoliopsida, Poales, Poaceae.
AUGCGGGCGGGAGGUGGGUACCUCGGGCGGGCGGGGGGUCGGGUGCUCCUCCCGCUGCUGUUGAUCGCCACGACGGUGGCAUUGCUGCCGCGGGCGCUCGCCCUCACCGACGCCGCCGACGUUUCUGCUAUAAAUGGAUUGUAUGUUGCACUUGGGUCACCAGCUCUUCCUGGAUGGACUGCAAAUGGUGGAGACCCCUGCGGUGAGAAGUGGCAGGGUGUUGUAUGUAUUGGCUCAAAUAUAGACGCAAUAAAUUUUAUUGCUGCAACGAUGGGAGGACAGCUGGGAAGCCUAGGGAACUUCACAGCUAUAACCACAAUAAAUCUUAGCAACAACAAAAUCACCGGAACUAUACCAGAUGAUCUACCUGUUACACUGCGGAAUCUUUUUCUCUCGGACAACCAACUCACUGGAAGCAUCCCCAUGUCGCUAUCAAAACUUAACAGUUUAACAGCCAUGUCACUCAAUGAUAACCAUCUCGAUGGACAACUACCAGAUGCUUUUGGCUCCCUUGUUGGACUUAUAAACCUGGAUAUUUCUUCCAACAACUUCAGUGGUCCAUUGCCAACUUCUUUGGGAAACCUGUCAUCACUAGUUACGCUGCGAAUGCAAGAUAAUCAACUAUCUGGGACCCUGGAUGUGUUGCAGGGUCUUCCCCUCGGUGAUUUAAAUAUAGAGAACAAUUUAUUUUCUGGACCGAUUCCUCCAAAGCUACUCAACAUACCAAAUUUGAAAAAGGAUGGGAACCCAUUUAAUACCAGCAUUGCUCCUUCCACGUCACCCUCUUCAACACCGACAGGCCCUACACCGACACAAACACCAUCAUCUCCUUCAUCCCCUUCAGGAACUCCUUCAUCGUCUAAUACACCCUCGGGCUCUUCUAGUGGAUCCACAGCUCGAGACAGCAGAUCAUCCUCCGGGAAACACAAGUCUUCAACCCUAAGGACCGUUGGAUACGUUUUUCUUGCCAUUGUGCUGUUCAUAAUUGUUGUGCUGCUGGUAAUCUUUUGCCUGUCCAAGUACCAAGAGAGACAGAGACAUGAUUAUACAACAAGUCAGGUGGGAAGGGUGCACCAAAGAGUUGAAGAGCCUAAAGUCAAGCAAGCUUCAGCACAGUCAAGGAACGACGUUAAAAAAGGCUCAGCUGGGGUUGCUGACAGGAAGCCUGUUCGUGAAAUAAAUUUGGCCAUACCAGCUGCUCUGGAGAAGCCUCCUGAAAAGAGAGAGGAGCGUGUAAUUAACUUGGAGCGAACAGAGUCGGAUAUUUUUGCUGUGGAACCUCCACCACCUCCACCGCCGCCGCCGCCACCACCACCAGUGUCCCCACCACCACCUCCACCACCACCGCCGCCGCCGCCAGUGUCCCCACCACCACCUCCUCCUGUUGAAAAAGUGAUUGUUAAUCCUAUUGUUAGGCCAGAAAAAAGAGCUAGCACCCCACCAAGGGCAGGUCCCUCGACAUCUGCAACAUCCUUUUCUGUUGCAACACUUCAGCAAUAUACAAAUAGUUUCGGAGAGGAAAAUUUAAUAAGAGAGAGUAGGUUGGGAAAAGUAUAUCUGGCAGAACUUCCUGAAGGCAAAUUACUGGAAGUUAUGAAGAUAGACAAUGCCAAUGGAAGAAUACCAGUAGAUGACUUUCUAGAGCUGGUUGCGUGUAUAUCAGAUAUUAGACACCCUAGCAUCCUUGAGCUUGUUGGAUACUGUGCAGAAUAUGGACAGCGGUUACUUGUUUAUAACCACUUCAGUAGAAAAACACUACAUGAUGUGUUACAUGAAAGAGAGGAUCUAGAUAGUGCACUGUCUUGGGGCGCCCGUCUCCAGGUUGCUCUUGGUUCAGCAAAAGCCUUAGAGUAUCUCCAUGACACCUGCGAGCCUCCAGUAGUGCAUCAGAAUUUUGAGCCAGCCAAUGUGCUUCUUGAUAAUAGAUUCUCAGUACGUGUUGCUGAAUGUGGACUGUCUGUAUUGACGUUGUCAAGUUCUGUUACACAGUUGUCUGGUCGCAUGCGGGCACUACUAAAUUACGAGGCACCUGAAAUCCAGGAAUCUGGAACUUUUACUGAUCGAAGUGAUGUUUACAGUUUCGGUGUGGUGAUGCUAGAACUUCUUACUGGUCGUAAACCAUACGACAGUUCUCGUCCGCGACAUGAACAUCAUCUUGUUAGAUGGGCCCAGUCUCAGUUUCAUAACAUCGAAUCACUAACAAAGAUCGUUGACCCUUCUAUUCGUGGAGAGUGUUCUGAGAAAGUGUUGUCUCGUUUUGUCGACAUCAUCAGUCGUUGUAUUCCGCCGGAACCAGAAUUCAGGCCGCCAAUGUCUGAGAUUGUCCAAGAUCUAGCGAGUAUCUUAAACGCUGCUGGUGAGGAAUCAGAGUGA